AUGACCUCUCGCGUCCUUCAGCGCGGCUCCCAGAUCGAUCAGCUCGAGAACAGCCUCAGCAAUGUCCGCUUAGAUGAAUCGAGCAAGCCGAAGAAGAAAACCGACAACCAGCACUCCAAUGACCAAUCGGCUCCCGCGUCUUUCUCUGGCACGAAAGCAUUCAGCCAAUCGAAAAACAAACCAUACGCCCUGGCACCUCCGCCCUCAGCCCCAUCCAUCUCUAACCCUGCCAGCUUGGCCAAUAUGGGCAUCGGACAGUAUGACGGCGGUUUCGAGAGAGACGAGGCCUCGGGUAGAGGGUCUUGGGACCCGGGUCACAAACCGGAGAAUGACACGCUUGAUUUCGAGAUCCCAUCCCCCCUCCCAAAGACUCAGUGGAGCUUGAACUCAUUUGACAUUGGUAGAGCCCUCGGUAAAGGUAAAUUUGGCAGGGUAUACAUGGUUCGAACUAAAGCGCCCCCUCAGUUUAUCAUUGCUCUCAAGUGCUUAUACAAGCGAGAACUGGUCGAAUGUAAGGUCGAGAAACAGCUCCGGAGAGAAAUCGAAAUUCAAAGUAAUCUGAGACACCCAAAUAUCCUCCGUCUCUAUGGGUACUUUCACGACGAAAAGAGAAUUUUUUUGAUGCUAGAAUUCGCUGGCAAAGGAGAGCUGUACAAACAACUUCAUCGCCACGGGAAGUUCAGCGAAAAGCGUUCUUCCAGAUACAUCGCCCAAAUGGCGGAUGCACUUCAUUAUCUACACCGAAAGCACGUGAUCCAUCGAGACAUCAAGCCCGAGAAUCUCUUGUUGGGAGUCGAAGGAGAACUGAAGAUCGGGGACUUUGGCUGGAGUGUGCACGCACCCGGUAAUCGAAGAAAAACUCUCUGCGGCACUUUGGAUUACCUGCCCCCGGAAAUGGUUGAGGGUAAAGAUCACAAUGAGAAGGUAGAUUUAUGGGCACUUGGUGUAUUGACCUAUGAGUUCCUCGUUGGCGUGCCACCGUUUGAGGACUUGUCCGGCCACAAUGCCACGUACAAGAAAAUCUCGAAAGUCGAAUUUAGUAUCCCACCGACUGUAUCCUCCGAAGCUUCAGACCUCAUCCGCAAAUUAUUGAAGCACGAUCCUCAGGACAGAUUACCAUUGCCUCAGGUAGCCAACCAUCCGUGGAUUUUGAAGUAUUCGAAAACCCGGAACGGGGCAAGCGGCGGCGGCAGUAACGGGGCCAAGACUUCCUGA
This is a messenger RNA of Puccinia triticina, 1215 nucleotides long. RefSeq lists its product as uncharacterized. Gene Ontology annotation, cellular component: spindle pole centrosome; spindle midzone; spindle microtubule. Gene Ontology annotation, biological process: mitotic spindle organization; regulation of cytokinesis; protein phosphorylation. The coding region runs from base 1 to 1215 and encodes 404 amino acids. The transcript has 6 exons. Lineage: Eukaryota; Fungi; Basidiomycota; Pucciniomycetes; Pucciniales; Pucciniaceae. Gene Ontology annotation, molecular function: protein kinase activity; ATP binding. The record is from RefSeq and is a predicted model, not a curated record.